This is a messenger RNA of Erpetoichthys calabaricus (reedfish), 5574 nucleotides long. RefSeq names its product growth factor receptor-bound protein 10b (gene grb10b). Gene Ontology annotation, molecular function: insulin receptor binding. The transcript is spliced from 17 exons. The record is from RefSeq and is a predicted model, not a curated record. Lineage: Eukaryota; Metazoa; Chordata; Cladistia; Polypteriformes; Polypteridae. Gene Ontology annotation, biological process: negative regulation of insulin receptor signaling pathway; negative regulation of Wnt signaling pathway; insulin receptor signaling pathway. Bases 370 to 2199 code for a protein of 609 amino acids.
CCGCUGGAGUGGAGUCAGCUGAGCGGGCGGGAGAGCCAGCGAGCGAGGGAGCGAGCGGCUGCCCGCUGAGCUGUACCGUGCGUGUGUUUGUGUGGGUAUUAUUGGGGAGAAGGGGGGUGGCGGUGGAGAGAGAAACAGCGCGCUGCCACGGGAGGCUAGAGAGUUUGGGGCUGGGAGCGGCGGAACAUUAUUUCAUUUCGGAACUGCCUUUCGAGAGAAGCUGUGCUAAACACGUUUUUAGUAACUUUCGACACUUACGGGAGGAAAAGAAAAAACACAGCAAACAAACAUUAGAAGAUCUGCAAGGAGGAGCAAGCGAGAGAGAGCGGGCGCUCCUGGGAAACCGUUUUUAGGUAUUUUUAGCAUUGAAUGUUGGAUGUAACUACUUGGACAGAUAUAGAAAACCAAAUGGCUUUAGCAGGCUGUCCAGACUACUUCCUGCAUCAUCCAAACUACCAGGACAGUGUGGAUCGGAAUGCAAGUCAUAGGCCUGUGGACCUGAUUGGUUCUGAUUUCCAACAAUCAUGUAGUCGCAACUCUCCUAGUCAAGAUGAUGAUGUUGACUUAGAAGCUUUAGUGAAUGAUAUGAACUGCUCCUUUGAAAACCUGUAUUCCCCAUGCAACACUCACUCAGAAACAACAUCUCUCAUUCAGAAUGGUCAGUUCUGCCGCAGUCAUCUUCAGAGCACCGGUGUAAACACGGCACAGCCAACUUCCCCAAGACCAAAGGUGUGGCGUUCACAACCUGUUCAUAUUCUUGCAGUAAGAAAGCUACAAGAGGAGGAGCAACAGCUUCGAACCUCAUCCUUGCCUGCCAUUCCAAAUCCUUUCCCAGAACUAUGUAGCCCAGCAAGCUCUCCUGUACUUUCUCCUGGAUCUUUACCCCAGAACCAUCCUCCUGACAAAUAUAUUAUCAAAGUUUGCAGUGAGGACGGCAGCAGCAAAGUAGUAGAGAUCACGUCAGAUAUGACAGCACGAGACUUAUGCCAAUUAUUAGUUUAUAAAAGCCACUGUGUUGAUGACAACAGUUGGUCUCUUGUUGAAUAUCAUCCUCAUCUCGGCCUUGAGAGGUGUUUGGAAGACCAUGAGCUUGUGGUUCAAGUCCAAUCCUCAAUGGGAAAUGAAAGUAAAUUUGUGUUCAGGAAGAACUAUGCCAAAUAUGAAUUUUUUAAAAGCCCCAUGAGUUUUUUCCCAGACCACAUGGUAGCUUGGUGCCAAGAAACGAAUGGUGCCAUACCACAGGCGCAGCUACUUCAGAAUCUUUUGAACUCCAGUAGCUGCCCUGAAAUUCAGGGAUUUCUUCACAUUAAAGAUAUGAAUCGAAAGUCCUGGAAGAAGAUUUAUAUCUUUUUAAGAAGAUCUGGAGUAUACCUCUCUACAAAAGGCACGUCUAAGGAGCCAAGACAUUUGCAAUUAAUAGCUGAUCUUGAAGACAGUAACAUCUUUUCUGUGGUAGCUGGGAAGAAGCUAUAUGGUACUCCAACUGACUUUGGCUUCUGUAUUAAGCCUAAUAAAACAAGGAAUGAAUCGAAAGAACUGAGACUUUUAUGUGCUGACGAUGAACAGAGCAGAACUUGCUGGAUGACGGCUUUCAGACUUUUCAAAUAUGGCAUUUUGCUGUAUCAGAACUUCAAAAUUCCACAGCAAAGAAAGCCAGUACUGUCUCAUUUUUCAACACCAGUGAGAAGUGUAUCUGAAAACUCCUUGGUUGCUAUGGAUUUCUCAGGAAGAAUAGGAAGAGUCAUUGAGAACCCAGUGGAAGCACAGAGUGCAGCCAUGGAGGAAGGGCACGCAUGGAGGAAACGAGGCCAGCGGAUGAACAUGCUUGGUAGCCCCAGUCCCCUUCAUCCAUCUGUACUCAGCUCAGUUAUUCACAGAACUCAGCCAUGGUUUCAUGGACGAAUAGGAAGAGAAGAAUCACACAGGAUUAUCAUUCAACAAGGGCUCGUUGAUGGAAUAUUCUUACUUCGAGACUGUCAGAGUAACCCAAAGGCAUUUGUACUGACAAUGAGUUACCAUCAAAAAAUUAAACAUUUCCAGAUCUUACCUCAGUGUGAAGAGGAUGGACAGAUGUUCUUCAGUCUCGAUGACGGAAAUACCAAAUUUACUGAUUUAAUUCAACUUGUCGAGUUUUACCAGCUUAACAAAGGAGUUCUCCCUUGCAAGCUCAAGCACCCCUGUACAACGGUGACCUUAUGACCUUUGACUUCCAAAAAAGACUGGAUAUUGCAGAAGUUGUUCUCCCUGAUAAAUUGCAGAAGAAUUAGUGGAUGAUAGAUCUUCAGUAUUCUACUGUUCAUCUGCCACAAGAUUGCCUGUUUUUAUGAGACUGAUCAUUACUUCAUCUUGCUGUAAACCGUGUGAGUUUAAAUGAUCGCAGCACACGUUUACUGAGUGACCCACAAACUGGAGCAUUUUAUGAAAAAGAAGAAAAAAAAAAAAAAAAGUGUAAUUUCUUAUACAAUCAACAACUGGAAGUUACAAGACUGGGCCACUUACAGAAUAAAAAUCAUGAAGAUAAUAGGUUUGUGGAGAUGUCAUCUCCUGGAAUACUUUGACAAUGUUUAUUUGGCUGAUUGUUUACUAAGUCUUUUUUUCUUCUUUUCUUGUUAGAGUUUUAUUUUUUUGCACUCUUGAACUGAACGUAACUCACAUUACUUCAGUAGUUUUUUCCUUAAUCUGAAGCAUUUGUGAGAAUAACGUCGGACAAACUAGGAAUUUUUUUAUUGUAAUAAUUAAAAAAAAAAAAAAAAAACCUGACAAUGUCACAGCUGGGACUAAUCUGUGGGAAUUAAAAUAGCCUAUCCCUGUGCAGUCAUCUUGAGUGUUAAUGGCUAAAGCAGUAGGAAUGACACUGGAGUGAGAACUAUAAGAGAGAAUAACUUGAUAUGAACCUAAUUUAUUUAUUGGGGGUGGGGGGUAAAAAUGCAAAGUGAGGGGCAGAGCUUUGUGGAUAUUAUGAUGUCUUUGGAUUUAUGCAAGGUGAGUUCCAUUUUUCAAUACCAAGACCUCCAAACUAAUAAGUUUGCAUGUUUCCUAACUGAAAUGAAUGGCCAAAAUGCACAGAUGAUCCAGUUUGAUUAUUUCACUCCUCCUGUUUGUUUCUUUUCUGCUUCCACAUGUGAAGAGAGCAGUUCUAAAUGUGGAUUUACCUUGAGUUGCUGCAUAAACAAGGACUCCUUUUGAUUUUGUACUGUAUUUUAAUUGAACUCAACAACGAAAUAACUUAAGUUCUCUUUGUCCAUUGUGUUUUUAUAAGUAGGGGUUAUGUGACACUUUUAUUUUUGUAAAUAUGCCUUAAAAUUUCAGACACCAUAGAUGUUUGCCUUUGGUUCUACUAACCUGGCACCCUAUAAGCAACCACUACGUUUUAUUAAACAUCUGUUAUCUUAACUCCCUGCCUGUUCCAAGAAUCCAAGCCAUCUGGAAUUUAUUAUCAUCUGAGUCACAUUCAUUGUAUUUGAAUAAAACUACACAACUGAUUGUGCAUCUUAAUAUAGUUACUAAUGUUGUUUGUUUUUAAAUGUAUUUAUGUCAUCCCAAAGUAGAACAGAAAAUAAACAUGCACAUUGAAUCUUUAUGGUGUAUAUAUCACAUAUCUAUACAUACAGAUAUGUGACUGGUACUAAUAUAUAUAUAUAUACAGAAUAUAUCCGUGUGUGUGGGUAUAUACUCUGUGUAUAUGUGUGUAUCCAGUCAAAAGUCUGGGCAUGUCUACUCAUUUAUGGGUGUUUCUGUAUUUUUAUAGCAUUUUUACAUUGUAAAGAAAACAAAACAAGAACAAAAUCAUCUUGUAUUUUUGUAUUCUUCAAAAUAGUCCCCUUUUGCCUUAAUGACAGCAGCACACUCCCAAUCAUUAAAUCAUUCUGUCAGUGCACCUCGUCAAAGAUUUAUUAGUUAAGUGUCCUUUCUCAUUUAUGUACUUAACCAAUCCCAGGUGUUGUGUAGGACGGAGUAAAUAUCCUCAUUUUGUAUCAUUCCAUUUUUUUCCUUUCAUAGCAUUUUAGUCAUAGAAUUUGCAGAGGGAAGUGAGAGGCCUUCAGUGACGAAAAAUUGCAAGUUUUCUAUACACGUCUGUAAGUGGUAUUGCAGAAAUCAUCAAGCGCCUUGAUGAAACUACUCGUAGCUGUCAUUCAGACUAAAGGAGGCUAUUUUGAAAAAUCCAAAAUAUAAGAUAGUGUAAUUUUGAUUUAUUGAGGUCUUUAUUCUCUCCAUAAAUUCAAGAGAUCUUUUUGAUAGUUUUGUUUUCUUUACAAUGUAAAAAGGUUUAAAAAUAAAGAACAAUCCAUUAAUGAGUACACAUGUCCAGCCUUUUUACUAGUUUGUGUGUGUGUGUAUAAUAUGUAUGCAUAUAUAUGUGUAUAUAUAUUACAUGUAUAUGUAUAUAUAAUAUGUGUGUGUAUAAAUUUAGCUAUUUGAAGCAAUACAGUAAAAUAUUUUUACCCAACACAAUAUUUCAUCAUGCUCUAUUGGAUCAGUUCUUGAAAAUGUUGCUAAGUAGUCUAUAUAAUAUGCCUUUCUUAAAAGAAGGAAAUUUAAAAUCACAAAUCGCUUAUUAUUUAUUAGUGAGACUUGAAUAGUAUAUGUUACAUUAAUGAAGAUAGGAUUUUACCUUUUUUUAAUAACUCUUGCAAGAAUCUAGGGGGACAAAUUCUGUAAUGGUUAUUCUGCAUCGUGUUAGUUUCACCUCAGUUUGCACAUCUCCUCAAUUCAUAUUGCAUUAUUUGCCAAUAAUUUUUGAUUCUAACUUGCCCAGAUGAAAUCAUAUAAAGUGUGUGUGUGUGUGUGUAUAUUAUACAGUUUUAUGUUACUGUUUUGGGAGACCCUGUUACAAAAUGAUUUGCAGAACUAAUGCAAUUAAAUCCCCCUCGACCCCCCCGCCCUCCAUUUCAGGAAUUUCAGUGAAUAUUUGGUCAGUAGUUGUGUGAAUCUGCACAUGUUGAAAAUUACAGACUAUUCUUCUUCUUCAUCAUCAUCAUCAUGUAUUCAUUCUUUCUUUAUAAAGUGGUUCCACACCUUACCUAGUAUUAUACUUGCAGCUGUCUUGCUUGUCUUGUUCUGGAAGAUCAUUCCCAUAAUGUGCCUCUUUGUGCACAAUCUCUUUAUCAGUGUCCAGGUAGGCACAUCUGUUUUUGUGCCCGUAUUACAUACAGCAUAUGCAGAAUUUGAAUCAGCAGGGAUAAAUAAAGUCAUGCCAUCUUUGAAGCAAAUGGAAAAUGUAUGUUUGAAAAGAGUCAAAUGCAUUUCCAUUUCUAAAAAUGAAUAGCAAUCUUAUGUACACGUUAUCGGUGCACAAUCAUUUCACAAGACUACAAUUCCAAGGGUUUAAAAUCUGAUUGUAGAUUUUGAAGUUCGUCUUUUGUUCUCUCCUUCAAAUUUUGUUUUAACCUUACAAGUUCUAUUCUUUCCAGGAGCAAUUAAACAAUUAUAUCUAUAAUUGUCUCCGAGACAUUUAAAAGGAAAUGUUAUAAAACAAAGGAUGUAGUUACUAUUUAAUGUUGUCACAUCACGCAUUUAGUUGUGGGGUAGGUCUAGUUAAGAACUGAUGUAAAGGUAAUAAAACUGCAUUGUUCU